Messenger RNA from Humulus lupulus (European hop), 1779 nucleotides. RefSeq names its product protein FAR1-RELATED SEQUENCE 12-like. Gene Ontology annotation, molecular function: zinc ion binding. The transcript has 6 exons. The coding region runs from base 1 to 1779 and encodes 592 amino acids. Gene Ontology annotation, biological process: regulation of DNA-templated transcription. Lineage: Eukaryota; Viridiplantae; Streptophyta; Magnoliopsida; Rosales; Cannabaceae. The record is from RefSeq and is a predicted model, not a curated record.
AUGAAUAUCGAUACAAGAGAUAUGGAAGAACAGCCCAACAAUCAAAGUAAUAAAGACCAAGAAGUUACAAUUGAUGGUGCAACAAAAAUAAAGCAGAUUCAUUCCAACAUUCCUGAUGAAGAGAUACCAAAGGUUAGUAUGGAAUUUGAAACUGAAGAACAAGCUUACAAUUUUUAUAAUGUUUAUGCUUAUAAAGUUGGAUUUAGCAUACGAAGAAGUAAAGGGCAUAAGGAUAAUAAAGAUGGAAAAGUAAAAGAUAGAACUUUUUGUUGCUCAUGUGAAGGCUUUCGCAAAAAAGAUAAACGAUAUGAUAAUGUGAAAUGUCAUCGUGCUGAAACAAGGUUUGGUUGUUUGGCGAGGAUGAAGAUAAAACUUCAUCAAUUUGGAAAUUAUCAAGUUGUUGAAUUCUAUGCGGACCAUACACAUAUGACUUCAAGCCCUAGUAAGAGCCACUUACAUAGGUCACAAAGAAGAAUAACUCUUGCUCAAGCAUCUGAAAUUGAUUUGGCUGAGAAUUCAGGAAUUGCUCCUAAAGCUACAGCAAUGUCACGGAAAAAACCAAAAACUAUUCUUACUGAUCAAGAUGCAGCAAUGGCAAAGGCAUUAAGAUCCCAAUGGCCAGAGACUUAUCAUCGCUUAUGCAUUUGGCAUAUGUAUCAAAAUGCAGCAAAACACCUGAGUAGUGUUUUUGAAAGAUUUCAUGAAUUUGCUACGGGUUUUGAAAAUUAUAUAUAUGAAUAUGAUGAAGAAUGUGAAUUCAUUGAGGCUUGGGGGAACAUGCUUGGCUAUCAACACACUUUGUUGCGUUUUUUCAAACAUUUUGAGAGGUUAAUUGAUGAUCGUCGUUAUGAAGAGUUAAAAGUAGACUUUAGAGUAAGUCAACGCAAUUUAGCACCAUCUCUCCCAAUUGAAAUUUUGAAUCAUGCAACAUAUGUGUAUACCCCUGUAGUGUUGAGAAUGUUUGAGGUUGAGUUUUCAAAGGCUUAUAACUGUGCUAUGGAAUUUUGUACUGAGCUAGGAGCAGUGGCAGAGUAUAAGCUUACUCCUAAUGGUAAGUAUUUUCACCACACAGUUAAAUAUGACUCUUCAAUUGAUGGAGCGAUAUGUAGUUGCAAGAAGUUUGAGUUUGCAGGAAUAUUGUGCUCACAUAUUCUUAAAGUAUUUUCCUUUCGUAAUGUUUUGAAAAUACCUUCUCAAUACAUUUUAAAGAGGUGGACAAAGCAUGCAAAGAUGGGAGCUACAGGUACAUUUGAGAUUAAACAGGGAGAUGAUCUUAAAGCAUGUUUGGCAAUGCGUUAUCAAGAUUUGUCCAGAUCUUACACUCAUAUUGUAACAAGAGCAUCAGAAACUGAAAAAGCCUAUAAAGUUGCUAGAAAUGGCUUUAAAAGACUUUGGGAUGAUGUUGAUGCAUGUUUGAGAGAAGAAAGAAUUGAAAGUAAAGAGGAGAGUCAUACUACCUUUGGAAUUGAUACAACAGUAAAAGGCAUAAAAACAAAAAAUAAGAGAAUUUGUGGUAGCUCUUCAUGUCCAAAGAAUUCUCUUGAGAAGAUGUGUAAGAAAACCAAAGUAUCACCAAACUUUAACAACAACGAUCAAGUCAAUAACUAUAUGCCACAUUCUCAACCAGAUUUGUCAUUCUCCACAACUUCAUUUAAUCUUAACCAUAUUGGUAUGACACCUAAAAAUUCAAGUAUAGGAACAAGCAUGGCUGAAUUGCUCUUACAGACUGAGUCUACAUCUUUUGGAUUUGAAGGUAGCCAAUUUUUCAAGAAUAUAUAA